Trichoderma virens Gv29-8 is the source of this 1927-nucleotide messenger RNA. RefSeq lists its product as uncharacterized. Gene Ontology annotation, biological process: cytoplasmic translational termination. Bases 30 to 1340 code for a protein of 436 amino acids. NCBI's taxonomy places the organism in Eukaryota, Fungi, Ascomycota, Sordariomycetes, Hypocreales, Hypocreaceae. Gene Ontology annotation, molecular function: sequence-specific mRNA binding; translation release factor activity, codon specific. Gene Ontology annotation, cellular component: cytosol; translation release factor complex. The record is from RefSeq and is a predicted model, not a curated record. The transcript has 5 exons.
AGAGAAGGGCCUCUUUUACCUCCUUCAACAUGAGUGACCCUCAGGCCGGUGAGGCGGAGAAGAACAUCGAGAUCUGGAAGAUCAAGAAGUUGAUCAAGCGCCUCGAGGCCGCCCGAGGAAAUGGAACCUCUAUGAUUUCCCUCAUUAUCCCUCCCAAGGAUCAGGUGUCGCGUAUUGCCAAGAUGUUGGCCGAAGAAUACGGUACUGCUUCCAACAUCAAGUCUCGUGUCAACCGACAGUCCGUCUUGUCCGCCAUUACGUCGACCCAGCAGCGUCUUAAGCUGUAUAACAAAGUCCCUCCGAAUGGCUUGGUCGUGUACUGUGGUGAAAUCUUGACCUCGGAAGGAAAAGAACGAAAGGUCAAUAUUGACUUUGAGCCGUUCAAGCCCAUCAACACCUCGCUCUACCUCUGCGACAACAAGUUCCACACCGAGGCCUUGGCUGAGCUGCUCGAGUCCGACCAGAAGUUUGGUUUCAUUAUCAUGGAUGGUAACGGCGCCCUGUUUGGUACUCUCAGCGGAAAUACCCGUGAAAUCGUUCACAAGUUCUCCGUCGAUCUGCCCAAGAAGCACGGACGUGGUGGUCAGUCCGCUCUGCGUUUCGCCCGUCUUCGUGAGGAAAAGCGUCACAACUACGUUCGCAAAGUCGCCGAAUUGGCUGUGCAGAACUUCAUCACUGCCGACAAGGUCAACGUUGCUGGUCUUAUUCUUGCUGGUUCUGCCGAUUUCAAGAACGAUCUCAAUGCUUCCGACAUGUUCGACAACCGUCUGGCGGUCAAGGUUAUCAAGGUUGUUGACGUCUCUUACGGUGGUGAGAACGGAUUCAACCAGGCCAUUGAGCUGUCGUCCGAGACGCUCGGAAACGUCAAGUUCAUCCAGGAGAAGAAGCUCAUUGGCAAGUACUUUGAGGAAAUUAGCCAGGACACUGGCAAGGUUUGCUACGGUAUUGAGGAUACUUUGAAGGCGCUGGAGCUUGGUGCCGUUGAGACUCUAAUCAUCUUUGAGAACCUUGAAAUCACUCGCUGGAUUCUCAAGGACAGCGAGGGUGCUGAGAUUAUCCUGCACACAACCAAGCAACAGGAACAGAGCAACCGAGAGAGAUUCCAGGAUAAGGCUACUGGCCAAGAGAUGGACAUUGUUUCUCAGGAAUCAUUCCUUGAGUGGAUUGCUGAGCACUACAAGGACUUUGGUACCGCCCUUGAAUUCGUGUCUGACCGAUCCACCGAAGGCAACCAGUUUGUCAAGGGUUUCGGUGGUAUCGGCGGUAUUUUACGUUACAAGGUCAACUUUGAACAGUUGGCAGAUCUCGAGGAUGACGAUGAUGACUACUACGACGAUUGACCAACCGAUUCCCUCGUGGAGAACGAGGGAUCCACUCAAGUUAACCCGUCCGCGCACGACGACAACGACGCGCCUCGCGACCUGUCGGGGUCAGGAGAUGCCGCGCCGUUGUCAUUUGCUCAAAGGCGCUUGAUGCGAAAUGCUGGUCGAAUGCCGUCUUAUCAGGCCCACCAGACGUCGCGACCAAGCCCGCUUCGCGCAACUAUGACGGCCACUUGAGUUUCAUCAUCAAAGGAAAGAGGGUAAGCAUUUCACGCACGCAAAUAUGCGCUCCUCCUGCACGGCCUUGGACUAAAUCUGGCUUGCGUUAGGUGUCAUCUACAUAGCUGGGACCGGCGUGAUUGAAUGGGGUAGAUGCUGGGAAGCGCCUUCAGACAAGAGGAAUAUUCGUGCUUACGUGUCCUUACCGUCAAAUACUAGAGGUGAACGCGUGGCCUUGAUUUAAAAGUUGGCAUUCCGUUUUGCCUACAGACCAGUUUCAAACUUUAGAAAGCUAGUUUGCAGGACAAGAAGCAAGGAAUAGAAAUUUGACGCUCCUUUUCGAUAGAAGACAGUCGACACUCAAAAAAAAUGUGGAGGCCGGGACG